This is a messenger RNA of Papaver somniferum (opium poppy), 453 nucleotides long. RefSeq lists its product as uncharacterized. The coding region runs from base 1 to 453 and encodes 150 amino acids. Gene Ontology annotation, molecular function: RNA-DNA hybrid ribonuclease activity; nucleic acid binding. The transcript has 2 exons. The record is from RefSeq and is a predicted model, not a curated record. NCBI's taxonomy places the organism in Eukaryota, Viridiplantae, Streptophyta, Magnoliopsida, Ranunculales, Papaveraceae.
AUGAAAGUUGUUUCUAAAGGAGGCUUAAGGAUGACAGGCACCAAGUGGAAUCAAAAAUAUGAUAUGACGAUUAUAGAAAUAUUUCAUCUUGCCUCAUUUGGAAACCCAGGUGUAGCAGGUUUUGGUGUUUGUGCCAGAAAUAACAACUAUGAAGUCUUGGGAACUCUAUCAGGUGGAAUUGGUGUUGCUACAAAUUACUUGGAAGAGAUUUAUGCAGUGGUAUGUGCAGUUGAACUUGCAGUCCUGUGGCAGAUUAAAAAGGUUAUCAUUGUGUCAGAUUCAAAAACAAGAAUCAAUGACGUUUCUAAAAGAGAAAUGCCUUGGUUUAUCAGAGCAAGAUGGGAAAUAGCCAUUCAACAUAUUACAGACAUUCAAUUCAAGCACUGUUUCAGAAAAGUGAACUUCUCAGCUGACAGCAUUGCUAAAAUAGGGGGCGGUUCUGAAGGUAGGUGA